AUGCAAGUUCCCACCGACAGUGCUGGCGCAGGCUCUCCUCCAGAUGGGAAUCCGUCACCCGCCAGCUCGGCCUCAGCGACGCCCACCAACAACUCGCCCUCGUCGCCGCGAUUGAUGAACGCUCAGCUGCAGCAGAUCCAAAGCCAGUCGCGCCAGCUGCGGCCGCCCAAGUCACCUCUGUACGUCCCCGCAGCGCUGCGUCGAACCGAGCGGGCGCCCAAGCCGUCGCCUCUCACGCCGCCUCGCAGCGUCCACGGCUCUGUCGACGGGCUGGAUACCACGACGGCACCGACUGAGCCGCUGUCCCGCCGGUCGACCGUCGACAGCACUCGCAGCGGCGUCAGCAGGCUUGCCCAGGAUGAGUGGCUGCGGGAUCAGAACCUGGGCGAGGUCACCGGCUCUCCCACCAGGGAGCACUGGAAGGCCGACUCGGCGUCUCCCUCGUGCGACUCGCCGGUGUGCAAGUCGUUCUUUGGCAUCUUCGUCCGCCGCCAUCACUGCCGGCACUGCGGCCAUGUCUUUUGCUCCUCACACACGCCCUACACCAUCCCGCUCGACCAGAACGCCAGAUUCCACCCAGACGGCAUCCCCUCGCGCAGUUGUGACCUCUGCUGGGCGGCCUACCGCCGCUGGGAGCAGGCUCGUACCGACAAGCUCAACCAGAUCCAGCACAACCUGCUCGCCAACCUGGACGCUCCCGAACGCAGCCGGGGGUGGGCCAUCGAGGCAGACCGGCUCAGCGUCGGAGACGCUGGCUCUCCCUCCAUCGAGCACCAGGACGGUAUGAUUGCCAGCAGUGUUCCCAGAGACUGGAGCUGGAGCACCUUCUAG
Microsporum canis CBS 113480 is the source of this 831-nucleotide messenger RNA. RefSeq lists its product as hypothetical. The coding region runs from base 1 to 831 and encodes 276 amino acids. Lineage: Eukaryota; Fungi; Ascomycota; Eurotiomycetes; Onygenales; Arthrodermataceae. The record is from RefSeq and is a predicted model, not a curated record. Gene Ontology annotation, molecular function: metal ion binding. The transcript has 2 exons.